AUGGACAUUCUGCUCUUCCUGCCCUAUGUGAUUUUGCCGGCAUUCAUGAUGCUGGGAGCAGGUGGAGCAGGAUGUUGCGCUAACAGAUGUGGGAUGCUGCUGUCAGUGAUCCUGUCUGUGCUGGGAUUCGCAGGAGGAGCAUAUUGUGUGGUCAUCUCUUUGUUGGGGUUGAUUUGGGGUCCUCUGUGUGACACAGGUGAUGGAGAAUACCUCUACCCUUUCAGGAAUGACACUCUGGAAGACAAUUAUUUGUUUAACCAGACAACAUGGAAUAUUUGCAAACAACCUGAAAACAUCAUCCUUUGGAAUAUCGUCCUUUUCUCCAUUCUCCUGAUCAUUGGUGUGAUUGAAGCUAUUCUUUGUUUCAUUCAAGUCAUUAAUGGACUCACUGGCUUCAUAUGUGGCACAUGUAUGAGGAGAAGAAAGACAAAUAUUUCUGGAAUGUGAAUGACCUACAAGAAAUGCCAAGACAAGUCCCGGACUGCCGAUUCACAUACAAUAAGGAUAGUGCACUGUACUGUUUUAUUUAUGGGACGACAACAACAACAACAACAAAAAUGUCCAGGUGUUUCACAGGGCAAAAUUAUUUUUUUGUAAAGAAGUCAGGGUAAAAAAGGGCUAGAUCAUGUCAGUCUGAGACUCCACAUUUUCAUCUCUCUAAACAUACCCACUAAAUUUUAGGUGUUGGAAAAAACAUUAAUCUAUCUGGCCCUUAACGCUGUGCUUGUCUAUAAAGCACAAGAGUCCUCAGAUAAACGAUCACUACUCGCCCUCUCAUGUAUGUGGGAAAUGGAACUGUUGUUAAUGUAUACAUUUAUCAGCUGCAUGAAGCAGGUGCUCUCUGGCUGACGUAAAUAACAUCCCGUCCUCCCCAAACCCCACCGUGAGCUCACCUGUCUGUUCCUAUUAAUUUUUGAAUGGGGCACUCACAGAUUUGAAUGAGUAUGAGCAGAGCUUAUAUCUAGCAGUGCUUGAGACACCGCAGAGGCAGUGAAGAACACCGUUUUCAGCCUCUUUCUGACACCCUGGAGCCAGAUCCCCUUGCCAAAGCCCAAUGCACUUCUAAAUUGGUUCUUCAGGAUCAUCUGAGUGUUGUGGCAGCCUAAGAGGAACAUUUGGGUCAACAUAGACAGUAGGGUUUGCAGCAAGAGUUCAGAAAUGUCUUCUUUAACAAAAGGGUGAAGAACCUCACCACCAAUUUUGCCUUCAUAAAACUGCCUCAGAAUUUCACUAACUUCCACACAGGUCUGUAGGGCUGUACUAGAAUAGUGCAUAUGGAUCAAAGAAUUAUCUCACCAAAGAUAAACAAAGAUAUAUGUAGUAAUUAUGUGCAGCUUAGUAAUAAAUGGAAGAUACAAUCUGAAGGCAGCAAAUUGCAUCAGCUUUAGUUUUUUAGCAACAGCAAUACCAACCAAGAACUGCAUUAUUCCCCAUCAUCACUCAAGAGCAAGCACUUGAUCUUGAGCUAAUGUCCAUGACUGGGAAAUUUCAUAAAACUCACAAUUUCAGUGACUUCCUCAAAGGUUAAUUCUUGGUCAUGAACUGUCUUUCCUUUGUCAGCUAAACCGUCAAAUAAUCUUUACCCAUCCUGAAUACAUACAGGUAAGCUAUGAAAACCUGAAUAUAUUUAAAGCAUUUUGAGAAAACAUAAAUGAGUGAAAAUAGGCUCCAAGUUUUUCAUCUUUCUGCACUGUAGCUUGGGAGCAAGCUCUUCAAACAUACUUAUUGCAGACAUACAUGGAUGCUUGUGCUGUCCCCUAAUGCAGCAUGCAAAAUACUUCACAUUCUCCUUUAUAUAAAACGGAGAAGAAAAUGUCAGUUGCCUGGAUGAGAAGCAUAUGCACCUUGGAGCAUAGUUUCACCCCUAGAAGCAGGAGAUUUAACCUGUAAAACUUAAAUGCAACUUCUGUAAAGAAUAAAGCAUAAGACUUGUUGAAGAUUGCAAAUCCAUCACUAGGUGCAUCCAAACGUGUCAGGUGGCUUAAAAAGCUCAUGUUCAUUGCUGGCAGGGAAGCAUAGACAGUGCUACCACAUUUAGCAGACAGCAACCCAGGAAAAAAUUAAAGAGGCAGCAGGAAAUAAGGAUAGUCACAUGUAGUCAGGUGGGGAGAGACUCCUCCAUAAGCACAGGGGCUCUAUGAUCUCUUCACAGUCCCUAAAUACCUGCCCUUCCUCACCCCUUAGUUUUGGUUCCCUGAUUCUCACCUCUAGGGUAAAGCCAACUUUGGCUGUGCUAGCACCAGCAGGGGAAGAGAAACCCACUGGCACACCUCCAGCGCAGAAAAAUAAAUGCACUGUGCUGCUGCCAUCUGCUUGUUCCAGGCUGUCCUGCUCUGGGGAUGUCUGUGUGCUCUGGGGAACACCCUUUGUCUUGCCAACUGUGUGAGCACUGGCCUCACUGAUAUAUGUAAAUAUUAAAUAUUGCUAUUCUGAACUUAUUUUCUGGCUUCAUUUUUGUGGUCUGAAGGACUUUUGAGUUCAAACUACCUCCAAUAGGAAGAUAAAUGGAAUAACAGAGAAAGCAGAGUUAAAUCAUCUAACUUGAAUCACCAUGAAAUCUCUUCCAGGGUAGGCAUCAAGAUACAUAGGCCAUGAGGAGAGGCAACCUUCCCCCAGCCCACACUGAAAGAGACGCCUAAGGCAAGUGGGAGACAUUGCCUUUCUGAUCAAGGUUCAGUUGUCCACCAUGGACAAGAACAUCUGAUGACAUUUGAAGUGCAGCAAAGAUGUCCUCUCACAGAUGCCCAGAGAUCCAAGAGUCUCAUCUGGAGCUAACAACAUGAAGGUGUGGAUGACCAAAGCAAACAGUUGUAUCUUGCAAACACAAGGAUGCUAAAAAUUCAUUUACUGAAAAUACAUAAAGGUGACUAAAAUUAGAUUAAAUUAUUUAAUCUCAUGCUUUUUUGGAUCCCCCAAAUCACCUUCUACAUGAGUCAAAGCCUGUCCUCUCAGAAGUGUCACCAGAGCCUUCUCCAGGAGCUGGCCAGCACAUUGCAACGGGGGCAGCUCCUCAUGCUGAGCACUGCAGGAAGACCUGUGAACCCAAGCUCUUCUGGUGGGCAAGGCUUCAAAAGAAAAUGUCUACAUAGUACUAAACAUAAUAAAAACUUUGGUUUGAACAGAGAAUUGGCUUGACUGAAGAUAAGAUAGCAUGUUUUAGAAUUAGGAUUACAAGAGAUUUUAAGUUGUUGAGUUGGGGUUUUUUGAAAAAUGGAAAGAAAUCUUUCAGGAAAAU
Cyanistes caeruleus (blue tit) is the source of this 3235-nucleotide messenger RNA. The record is from RefSeq and is a predicted model, not a curated record. Lineage: Eukaryota; Metazoa; Chordata; Aves; Passeriformes; Paridae.